Messenger RNA from Daphnia pulex (common water flea), 1203 nucleotides. RefSeq names its product coagulation factor IX-like. The record is from RefSeq and is a predicted model, not a curated record. The transcript is spliced from 6 exons. Gene Ontology annotation, molecular function: serine-type endopeptidase activity. NCBI's taxonomy places the organism in Eukaryota, Metazoa, Arthropoda, Branchiopoda, Diplostraca, Daphniidae. Gene Ontology annotation, biological process: proteolysis. The coding region runs from base 37 to 957 and encodes 306 amino acids.
UGUGGGACCUUUGGAGUUGGCCGGUUGUUUGUUUUUAUGUUAGAGCAGCCGUCAGUUGGGGACAGGAAUCAGUUGCCAACGCGAUCUGACAACAGAAUAGCCAUCAUGCAACAGCCUAUCGUGUGCUUCCUUCUCGUUAUUAUUGGUGUCGUUGCUGGAGCCCCUGGUUUCAACGGACGCAUCAUCGGAGGAACUCCUGUUACACCAGAUCCCGAUGGUUUAGUAACUGAGUAUCCCUACGUGGUUUCCAUUGAGGAUGAUUUAAACCACUUUUGCGGAGGCUUCAUCUACAACCCUAAAUGGGUUGUCACAAGCGCAUCUUGUAUGGAGAAUAAGGUUAUAAGCAGACUGACAGUGGUUGCCGGACAGAUGAACUUGAUCGAUGCAGAAAAAACCGAAGAGAGGCGACCAGUUUUCAAAGUUAUUCCUUAUAGCACUUACAAUAAUGUCACAAGAAAAGACGACAUCGCUCUCAUUGAGCUAUCGACAAAUUUUACGCUUGACACACAAGCCAGGGAUUUAAUUAAGUUCAACGAAGUAAACACUGAUGCUGACUCUACUCCCCCUGGAACUUUCCUGGGAUGGGGAGCAACAGUGUUGGGCGGAGGUUUUUCACCAAGACUUCGUCAUGCAGAGGUUACCAUGGUAGAAAACAAUCCAGUUUGCAAUCCUUAUACUCCAGAUGAAUUUACCAUUUCUUCGAUGAUUUGUGCCGCAACUAUGCCAGUGACUCUACCAUCCGGAGAUGCUGAACCGACCCCUUGCGCUUUGGACGAUGGUUCUCCAUUGGUGCAAACAUAUCUUGGAACUGACGGUCCCAUCACUAUUGUUGUCGGUGUUUUGUCCAAGUACAGCCCAAUAUGUGAUUCAGCUGAUUCGAGCGUCUUUACUCGCCUCUCCGUCUACUACGCCUGGCUCUACAGGACCGCCGGAGAACAGGUGUACACCACCCCUUAAACAGCUUAAACAACGGACCCGAGAGUAUUGACAGAUGUUUAUUAUUACCAAGUCUUUGCUGAUGGAUUUCAUUCCAAUGUGUAUCGAUCUUUUCCCCUUUUCACUUUGCUGUGUAAGCUAAAUUUUGGAGUCACUUUCGCAUAUAUGCCAAUGUUGAUCCCAAAAAUACAUGCAAGUCCCUAUUAUUGUGUAAUCCCGAAUAUAGCGCACUGCAUAGAUAUAUCAAUAGAAUUGAAUUUCAUCAGU